AUGUUGAUGGUCUCGUGUCGAAAGACUCGAAACAGAGUAAUUAACGUGAGAUUCGUCGUGGAAUUUUGGUUAAGUGCCUUCCAGAUGACCAACAAUCGAUCCAAUCCUCCUGAAUCGUUGUUGUACCGGAUGUUGUGGAAGCAGGUAAAUACUGUCCGGGAUUGUCCUCCAAGAAGUCAACCUAACUUGGUCAGGUAUCAUACGCGAAACCAACAUCCAAGAUGUCUGGAGAUUAUAUAUUCUGUGGUUAUUGGAUCAGGUGCGCUUGCAUGGCGGUUCGCGCUCCGCGUAACGGCUCAACAAAUUGACAAAACGAUUGGCUACACGGCAAGCAUCAAAUCAAACUUGAACUUUGUGAAGCACUUCUAUUCAUGGAAUUUAGAAGCAGCUUACGUGUAUACUUGCAAUUUGCACUCGAAUUGGAAUGAGUGCCCAACUGCUAUUGCCUAUGGGAGGUUGGUGGUUCGAUUCCACCUGGAUCCGCCUACACAUAGAAAUAAUGCUUAUAAGGUUUCAUUGACGAUGGCAUGGACUGGAUUCAUUCGCCUUCACGCCACCGUUGAGAUGGUGCAGUAG
This is a messenger RNA of Sphenostylis stenocarpa, 576 nucleotides long. The record is from the annotation of a GenBank genome assembly. NCBI's taxonomy places the organism in Eukaryota, Viridiplantae, Streptophyta, Magnoliopsida, Fabales, Fabaceae.